AUGAAAUUUGCCAAGUUUGUGUUCCCCGUCACAGGACAGCUGGAACAAGAACUUGUUCCCGAAUGGCGGGCAAAGUAUCUUGACUAUAAGAUCGGAAAAAAGAAGGUUAAGGCGAUCACUCGAGCUCUGCAGAAGGCGCACCGCAGUCCCAAUUUUCCGUCCCAGCGAAAUCCCACCCCGCAGAUUCGCGGCGCGAUCCACUCGUCUUCCAAUAUCGAUAAGCAACUGGAUGCGACAGAACAAGAUGCGCCUUUAUCACCGCAUCUGAGAAGUCCUGAGCGGCCAUCGACCACGCGCUCCACACCCGGGCUCAAGACCGAGCGGCAGCCGCUUCGCACUCCGGGAUCGCGGUUUUCGGAAGAUAUUGGCAGCUAUGGAAGUAUACUGGCAACGCCGCCACAUCGACGCCAUGCAGAGUCAGAUGCAGCCUCGCUUGAGCUUCCGGACCCGGCACUCGACCCAGAGGACGACUAUUUCCAGCAGCACAAUGGGGCCAACGUAGAUCACCCCAGCGCCGUCCGGACACCAUCGCCGGUGAUGAACCGACAUACCACGGGGCAUUUGAAUCCUUCACCGUCUCCGGCCAUAGCGGACCCCUCACCUGAUCAAAGGCCCCGAUCAGACCCACGGGGAAGCUACACGAGUCACUUGGGUGGAACUUUAACGAAGGUGCCGUCGAGCAAACGGACAUCGCAGCUACUGCGGCGCGUAUUUACUGCGGAGGGGGAGCCUGGCAUGAGGCGACGGUUAGAAUCUAGCGCUGGCGCCGAGCUUGACAAACGUCAAGACGAAUUCUUCGAGUUUUUAGAUAGCGAGUUGGACAAGAUCGAUGCCUUCUAUGUGAUGAAAGAGCAAGAGGCUACCGAGAAGCUCCGGGUCCUUCGCCAGCAGUUGCAUAUCAUGCGCGAUCAGCGUAUCCAGGAGGUUUUGGCUGCCAAGAGAGCCGCCAAUCCCGACAACGCGGAGGCCCAGCGACGGGCAAAUGCAUUUGCGAAACUCAAUGGUUCCCGUUUAAAAGGUACAUUCGCGGGCAAGAACCGUUUUGGCAAGAACUCGGAAGCACUGGCGGAAAUGGCGACUCCCGGCAUGCACCCCCAAGAUCAGGAUCGCGAAUUCAUUGUCAACCGGAGGGACUUUAUGCGACGGCAGGAACCACCGAACCAAGAAGUCUCUUAUCGGUCUGCUAAACACAAGCUCAAGCAUGCGUUGCAGGAGUUCUACCGCGGAGUUGAACUUCUCAAAGGAUACGCUUACUUGAACCGGACAGCUUUCCGAAAAAUAAACAAGAAAUACGACAAAGCAGUCAACGCCCGCCCCCCGCUGCGGUUCAUGUCAGAGAAGGUCAACAAAGCUUCCUUUGUGCAGAGUGAAGUGACUGAGAACUUGAUGGCAGCGGUUGAAGACUUGUACUCCCGUUACUUUGAGCGCGGUAAUCGCAAGAUUGCUGUCUCCAAACUCCGUCACACGAUGAAAAGAUCUGGCGACUAUUCGCCGAAUACUUUCCGCUCUGGACUCUUGUUGAUGGGUGGGGCUCUGUUCUCUAUCAAAGGACUGGUUGAUGCUACGUCAAAUCUUCGUUCAGACGAUGUAGCUGAGCAAAUUCGAACCAGUUAUCUGCUUCAGCUCUAUGGCGGGUAUUUCCUGAUCGUGUUUCACGUCUUGCUCUUUUGCUUGGAUUGUAUGAUCUGGACGAAAUCGAAGAUCAACCAUGCAUUUGUUUUCGAAUACGAUACCAGACACACCUUGGAGUGGCGUCAGUUGCUGGAGAUACCUUCGUUGUUCUUCUUCCUGUUGGGCCUGUUCAUGUGGCUCAACUUCUCAUGGUACAAUCACAUGUACAUCUACUGGCCCGUUGUCCUCAUUGGUCUAUCGGUCAUUAUAGUCUUCCUGCCAGCCCGUAUCCUCUACCACAGGAGCCGCAAAUGGUUUGCCUUUUCAAAUUGGCGCCUACUACUCGCUGGAAUCUACCCUGUCGAGUUCCGUGAUUUCUUCCUGGGCGACAUGUACUGUUCUCAGACAUACGCCAUGGGGAAUAUUGAACUCUUCUUCUGUCUAUACGCCUCGUAUUGGGGUUACCCGCCUAAGUGCAACUCCUCCCACUCUCGACUUUUAGGCUUCUUCCAAUGCCUUCCCUCUGUCUGGCGUGCUUUCCAAUGUAUCCGCCGUUACCUGGACACGAAAAACGCAUUCCCCCAUCUGCUCAACUUGGGCAAGUACAUAUUCGGUGUUCUCUUCUAUGCCACUCUAAGCAUGUACCGCAUCGACCUACACACACGCUUUCAAGCCUCAUUCAUCACCUUCGCCCUCCUAAACGCUGUCUACACCUCAGUCUGGGAUCUCAUCAUGGACUGGAGUCUGGGCAACCCCUACGCCAAAAACCCAAUGCUUCGUGAAGUUCUUGCCUUCCGUCGAGUCUGGGUGUACUACGCCGCAAUGAUCCUCGACGUAAUAGUGCGCUUCAACUGGAUCUUCUACGCCAUCUUCAUCACAAACAUCCAACAAUCCGCUCUCCUAAGCUUCAUGAUCUCCCUCUCCGAAGUCUGCCGCCGCGGCAUCUGGUCCAUCUUCCGUGUCGAAAACGAGCACUGCACAAACGUCCUCCUCUUCCGCGCCUCCCGUGAUGUCCCACUUCCCUACGACGUUCCCUCUCCCUCGCAGGCCCUCGACGGCGCACCGGACGGCGUCCAGCUCCAAGAACAGCACGCUGCCACUCCCUUCAUGGCACCCGGCGACGUCGAGCACGGCGCCCCGUCCACGUCCAGUAUGCGGGCACGCCAGCGCCGUCCUUCAGUCGGUAUCGUCCGCGUCGGCGAAAUCGUCGCCUCGGCCCACGCGCAGGACUUCGAGCGCAGACGUCUGCCAACCUUCCUGUCCAGCGCGAGUGUAGGGCAGGAUAUGGGACGCCAUGACGACGACAGCACGGACGAAGAUGAUGAGGCGGAUAUGAGCACGGAUGAUGAGUCGGGGUCGCACGAGGGUCAGCGGUCGAGGCCGGCUUCAGAGCGUCGAGAGACGAUGGGUCCUAUUGUUGAGUAG
Molecule: messenger RNA, 3036 nt
Organism: Penicillium bovifimosum
Lineage: Eukaryota; Fungi; Ascomycota; Eurotiomycetes; Eurotiales; Aspergillaceae
Product: SPX and EXS domain-containing protein
Exons: 6
Coding region: 1-3036 (1011 amino acids)
Biological process (GO): phosphate ion transport; cellular response to phosphate starvation
Cellular component (GO): plasma membrane; cytoplasm; Golgi apparatus
Molecular function (GO): inositol hexakisphosphate binding
Source: RefSeq, a predicted model, not a curated record